AGUUCCCUAUUUAAUUAUAUUACGUCAAGCACGGGAAUUAAAAAGAAGCGAAACAAAAAGUGGAAUUUGGUGCACAAAAAGUGUGAGUGUGUAGAUUCACUAGUAUGAAGAUGGAUGAAAAUGAGGAUGACUUUGAAGUUUUAGAUCUUGGUGCUUUUAGACGGAACAAAAGUAGACUAGAGAACAUCUUAGGAGAUAUUUCCAAACAAUCUGCAGCCAAACAAGUUGUGAUUGGGGGAGCUGCUGGAUGGUUCUCAGGCUAUUUGUUUAUUAAAGUUGGCAAAAUAGCUGCCUGCAGUUUAGGCACUACAGUGCUUCUUAUACAGAUAGCUCAACAUCAAGGUUAUAUACAGAUAAAUUGGUCCAAAGUCAAUAAGGAAGUGACACAGGCCAAACGUAAAGUACAGCGUGAAGCGAACAGACAGUUUCCUCAGCUAGUCGAUAACUUACGAAGAUUUGCACAAGAGAACAUGUUUUUGGCUGGAAGUUUUGUUGGUGGAUUUUUCAUUGGAUUAGCAUUUUGAAAACUCAAAACAUUCAACGCAAACAAUGUACAUUCUUUCACACAAGUGGGUGGGGUGAUGAUUAUUUAUGACUUCUUGCAGGAACUGAGUGAUGUGAACAUAGAGAAGGAUAUUAUUUAGUUGUGUAACUUUGUAAAAGCAGAGUUGAAUCAACAUUUGUGCUAAAUAUGAGUGAAUAUUACAAGACUUGAAUCUGUGUUUUUUUAGGGAGCAUUAAAUUUUGAAUUUUUUUAUAUUUCAUUAUAUGCAUAUUUAACGUUCGUCCUUAUGGGAACUGAGUGAUGUGAUCAUAGAGAAUGAUAUUAUAUUCAUUUGUUUAAUUUUGUAUAAGUGGAAUUGAAUCAACAUGUGUGCUAAAUAUGGGUGUAUAUGACUAGACUUGCAAUUGUGUUCUUUUUAGGGAUCAUUUGUAUUUGUUAGUAUUUCAUUAUAAGCAUAUUUAACUUUCACCCAACUACAUACCGUAUCUUAAAAUGGCUUGUAGAUCUACAUUUUUCAAUUUAAACAAAAUCGUUUAUCAUUUCUAGGAAAAAUCUCAAAACAGGUACUUACCCAGUUACUCAAUAGCAGACAGUGCAGCCCAUGAUUAGAGGUGCUGGUUGAUCUUGGUUUGCACUGGCAGUAUUGGUACAGAUUUUGCAGCCAAUACUCUAUAGCAAACAGUGCAGACCAUAAUUAAAGAGGCUGGUUGAUCUUGGUCUGCACUGGUAGAAUUGGUUCAGAUUUUGCAGCCAAUACUCUAUAGCAAACAGUGCAGACCAUAAUUAGAGAUGCUGGUUGAUCAUGGUCUGCACUGGUAGAAUUGGUUCAGAUUUUGCAGCCAAUACUCUAUAGCAAACAGUGCAGACCAUAAUUAAAGAGGCUGGUUGAUCUUGGUCUGCACUGGUAGAAUUGGUUCAGAUUUUGCAGCCAAUACUCUAUAGCAAACAGUGCAGACCAUAAUUAAAGAUGCUGGUUGAUCAUGGUCUGCACUGGUAGAAUUGGUUCAGAUUUUGCAGCCAAUACUCUAUAGCAAACAGUGCAGACCAUAAUUAGAGAUGCUGGUUGAUCUUGGUCUGCACUGGUAGAAUUGGUUCAGAUUUUGCAGCCAAUACUCCAUAGCAAACAAAUGUUUAGAUGCUUGUAUCAAGUGCUAAGGAUAAAUUUAUCAUUUAUUUUUGUGAUUUUUGAUACGAUGUUCUUUCUAUUAAUGUUAUUUUUUCUUAGCCAUUUAGAGUUAAAUGUUAUUUUUUCUUAGCUAUUUAGAGUUAAAUGUUAUUUUUUCUUAGCUAUUUAGAAUUUUAUGGGGUUUUUUUGUGUGUGAAAAUUACUGCAUUUCAGAAAUUUACAAUGCAAAAAAUAUUGCUUGUCAAUAUAAAACUUUUGAGAUAAUUUAACAAAACAUGUAUACAAUACAAAUGUUUUUGAAUCAUAAUUAAUUGUGUAUUGUGUUGAUUUGAUUAACAGAGUUUUGAUUUACAGAGUUUAACUUAUUAUUUAGAUAUUCUUAACAAAUGUAUUUAUUUGUCUUGAUUAGCAUUUGAAAUUAUAUUUUGUCAAAUAGGA
This is a messenger RNA of Ruditapes philippinarum (Manila clam), 2069 nucleotides long. RefSeq names its product FUN14 domain-containing protein 1-like. Gene Ontology annotation, biological process: autophagy of mitochondrion. Gene Ontology annotation, cellular component: mitochondrial outer membrane. The transcript is spliced from 5 exons. Bases 105 to 524 code for a protein of 139 amino acids. Lineage: Eukaryota; Metazoa; Mollusca; Bivalvia; Venerida; Veneridae. The record is from RefSeq and is a predicted model, not a curated record.